CAGUCUUACUUGAACCAUAGUAGUGAAAGAAAGUGUCCAGUGUUUUGAGAAAAAAAAAUAAAAAUCAUUCAAAUACUUUCUACUUAGUGUGUGACAAUACUAAUUUAGAAAAUCAAAAAAGAACUAAUAUAUAAAAAUCCAAUACUUUCUAGUACUAUUCGGAAAGCUUAUUCAAGUGUGCGAUUUUAUUUUCUUUUUUUAAAGAAAACUGUUUAAUUUGUGAAAGGGUGUUUUGGAACAUUAUGCAUAUUUUAUAUUCGGUUUACUUCCUUAUUGUUUUUAGUGGUAUUUGUACAACCGGGUAAAAAUACGUUCAAUUAUUAUCUCCCCCUCAUCACCCCCCCAAAAAAGAAAUAGUUGAAUUUUGAACCCACAAAUAACAAACGCCAAAACGAAAAGAAAAACAAAAGUUUAAAAACCCACCAAAUCGAUAAUAUCAAAGAAGACAAAGUCAAUUUAACAACAACAGACAAUUUUUGGAGUCCUAAAAUGGCACUUGAUUUUUUAGCUGGUUGCAUUGGAGGUUGUGCUGGUGUAUUAGUCGGCCAUCCCUUAGACACUGUUAAAGUUCAUUUACAAACUCAAGAUCCCAAAAAUCCUAAAUAUAGAGGGACUUGGCAUUGCAUGACAUCUAUUGCCAAGCAGGAAAAAUUUAGAGGUCUAUAUCGUGGCAUUACAAGUCCCAUUGGCGGCAUUGGAUUUGUAAAUGCGAUUGUGUUUGGCGUGUAUGGAAAUGUCCAGAGAAACACAAAAAAUCCCGAUUCUCUAGCAUCACAUGCAUUGGCUGGCAGUAUAGCUGGAUUCUCUCAGAGUAUUGUGUGCGCUCCCAUGGAAUUGGCGAAAACACGUUUGCAGCUGCAACAUGAAGGGUCCAAAGGGCCGAAAUUUAAAGGACCGAUAGACUGCCUAAGACAUAUUAUUAAACAUGAGGGCUUACGUGGUACAAUGAGAGGUUUAGCUUUUACCGCUGCCCGUGAUAUACCAGGUUUUGCUACUUACUUUGUCAGUUAUGAGUACAUGAUGCGUCAACCCAGCAAAAACAAUGUACUUUAUGGUCUAUGUGCCGGUGGCCUUGCUGGUAUGUGCUCUUGGGUGGCCUGCUAUCCCAUAGAUGUUAUUAAAACUUGUAUACAGGCCGAUGAUCCGGCGAAUCCCAAAUAUAGGGGCUACAUGGAUUGUAUACGACAGGGCUAUAGAUCAAAUGGUUGGAACUUUUUCUUUCGCGGUCUUAAUUCAACUAUGAUACGAUCAUUUCCCAUGAAUGCAGCCUGUUUCUUUGUCGUCUCCUGGAUUAUGCAGUGGGCCAAUAAAGGGGGCGUAGAUGUUGUCGUCCAUACAGGUGAUCCAAUGGCUUUGGUUAGCCUAGCUACAAAUCUACCCCUUUGUCAUGUCUUACACAUCGAUCAUGCCGAAGAGAAAAUGAGACAACAACGUUCCGUCUUAACCCAGAGUUUACGAUCAUUUGGGGCAUUUAAUGAAGCCGUGUGCCAAACUGAAGCCGCCGAAUUGGCCAGUCAAAUUUAUCCCGAUAAAGUUAAUGAUAAAUACUAUGUAUUUGAGGAUGAACGACUGUUAAGAGAGAAUGCCCUCAAAGAAAACUCAUGUAAUUGUUAAGUAGUCAUUAAGUUCCGUCUCUUUCUCUCUCUCUCUAUUUCACACUAUCUCUCCUCCUUCAUACCACUAACUAGUUAAUAUUUUGUAAUUUAUGAUUUUCUAUUUGUAUGUAUUGUUUUAUCCAAAUGUACAAAUUUAUACUGCUAUUAAAGAUUUCCAUGAAAUUAUGAAUGAUUGUUUUCAUAAAACUAAAAUUGAAAAUAA
This is a messenger RNA of Calliphora vicina (urban bluebottle blowfly), 1818 nucleotides long. Its product is annotated as mitochondrial basic amino acids transporter. Bases 490 to 1614 code for a protein of 374 amino acids. The transcript is spliced from 3 exons. The record is from RefSeq and is a predicted model, not a curated record. Gene Ontology annotation, biological process: mitochondrial L-ornithine transmembrane transport. Gene Ontology annotation, cellular component: mitochondrion. Gene Ontology annotation, molecular function: high-affinity L-arginine transmembrane transporter activity. NCBI's taxonomy places the organism in Eukaryota, Metazoa, Arthropoda, Insecta, Diptera, Calliphoridae.